AUGAGCUCCAACUCCGACAAGCCUUUGAGCGUCUCUCCAAAGAGAAUGUCACCAGCCCGGGUUGUGAGCUUUUUAGAGAAGCAUUCUGGAAAAGAAGAAAGGGAACAAGAGAUGGAGACCAAGCAAAUGACUGUAUGCUCGAACGUAGACAUUCCGGCAAGACCACCAACUCCUCAUCCAUUCCUUACGGUGAACCAAACGGACAAUAGCGAAGCCAAAUUUACCGAAACUGGAACGCGUUCUCGUGUUGGACGUCUGAAAUCACCACCACCACCAUUUCCUCCAGGUCCUGUCACACGUUCUCAAGUUUCGCUUGAGCCUUCAGACAAGGGAAAGACCAGGAAGUUUGUCGAUCCGGCAGCGCGUCCGAAGCUAAUUCCUCGAACCCGGAAACGGCCACAACCUCCACCGGCGCAUCCAAGUCGUGUUGACUCUCCUGAAGUUUCACCUCACGCUGCCUUUGACAACUUCCAGCAAGUGCCAACUCCGGAAUUGAAUGGACCAGGAAACAUGGCGUUCAGCUUCGGGACUUCUACGUCCAAACCAACAGUCAAUCUCGGCAUGAGCACGAACCCCCCAGCCAACCCUGGAACCUCCCUCUUUGGACAGCCCGCUUCGCAGCCUGCGGCGGCGACCACCUCUGCCACUCCAAAUGCAGGCGGAUCCUCCCAACCUCAAAUUGACCUUGCUCACAUGCGCUCCACCACCAAGUUCGAACAUCUCACCCCCGACAUUCAGCGUGAGAUUGAGUUGAUGGACUCCAUGAUCUACAAUCAGAUCAGCUUGGCCCAACAAGUUUCGGAGCUUAUUCCCCUCGUCAUGGGUGCGGGUGAGACCAUUCCCAACGGUGUUGAUUUUGUCACCCAGAAACUCGAAGAACUCGAGACCGGUCUAGGCAAUGACGCCGAAGCCAUUGUGGAGGCCAAAGAUGGAGGCAUCAAAAAGAAUGAGCUCGAAGCCAAGGCAGUCUUCCGCGCAGUCGACAGACUCAAGAUGCCUCGUCAGUAUCAAGCAAGCCACACCUCCAAUGAAGGUUUCGGUCAAUCCAGCGCAGGUGGCAUGUACAGCGGUGCGGGUCUGAGUGGUUGGUGGAACAAUCCUCAAACCCUUCGAGGCAGUGUCCGUGGCGCCAAUGCCGCAGGCCACACCAUGCAGCUCCCCGGCGACGACACGGAGGAAGUCCAGGGACCCAAGAGCCUCAUUGACAUCUUCAACGCUCGCUGCAACGGCAUGGAACAGCGGAUCGAGGAACAAACACAACUUCUUGAGCAAAUCGAGCAGUACACCCGAGGCCUCCAGGGCAAGGUCACCAGCAAGGAACGUGAAGUGAAUGAACGUCUGGCCUACGGCGACCGCGACGGAGGCGCGAUGAGCGAAAAAGUGCACAAUAUGCAAAUGCUACGCUACGUCUUUGGAGAAGUUCAACGCAGCAUGUAUGAUGUUGCAGAAAAGGUCGCUGCGGCUCGUGAUGAGCUGGCACGACUGGACCGUGAAGGCAACUAA
Exophiala spinifera is the source of this 1503-nucleotide messenger RNA. RefSeq lists its product as uncharacterized. Gene Ontology annotation, cellular component: nuclear pore. The record is from RefSeq and is a predicted model, not a curated record. The transcript has 2 exons. Gene Ontology annotation, biological process: nucleocytoplasmic transport. The coding region runs from base 1 to 1503 and encodes 500 amino acids. Lineage: Eukaryota; Fungi; Ascomycota; Eurotiomycetes; Chaetothyriales; Herpotrichiellaceae. Gene Ontology annotation, molecular function: structural constituent of nuclear pore.